Molecule: messenger RNA, 2229 nt
Organism: Lolium perenne
Lineage: Eukaryota; Viridiplantae; Streptophyta; Magnoliopsida; Poales; Poaceae
Source: RefSeq, a predicted model, not a curated record
GGUCGGGGACGGCAACCCGUCUUCAAAAGCUCCUCUUACGGUUGCUAGGUUCCACCAUGCGCAAUGGCUCACCCUCCCGUCCUGUCAGUAGUUCUCGCUGCCCUUGCACUGCUUGCGCCCCGUGCUGCAGGAUACCCAUGGUAUUGGUGCGGUGUAGAAACCGGCGUAACAUUCCAGGACAAUAGCACGUACCAGGCAAACCUCAACCUCAUCGCUGCCACCCUCCCGAAGAACGCCUCGACUUCGCCGGACCUCUACGCCACAGCCGAGGUCGGCGCCGUGCCGGAGAGGGUCUCGGCUCUCGCGCUCUGCCGCGGCGACGCCAACGCCUCCUUCUGCUUCAGCUGCCUCACCACAGCCUUCGCCCACCUAGAGAGCUCGUGCGUCAACCAGAAGGACGCGAUCAUCUACUACGAUCCCUGCAUGCUUCGCUACUCAAACGUCCAGUUCCUCUCCGCCGACGAGGACGACCCCGGAACCGUGGACGCGGACCUCGGUUCCUUCCCUUCCAACAAUGCGAAAGCCACGUCGUCGCCAGGCCAGUACGAGCUCGUCGUGGCCACGCUCCUGAACGCCACCGCGGACUACGCCGGGUACAACUCCACGCGCCGGUACGCCUCCGGGGAGGCUUCCGUCGACCGGGGGGAGUUCUCCAAAGUGUAUAGCUGGGCGCAGUGCACGCCGGAUCUGACGCCGGCGCGGUGCCGUGAUUGCCUCUCCCGGAUGAUGGCGCAGUUGACGACUCUAGUCGCGAUCGGAGCAAGGGCUCUUGGUCCCCGAUGCAGCGUCCGGUACGAGACCCAGCCCUUCAUUGAUGGCCCCGUGAUGCUGCAGCUGGCAGCAAGCUCUGGAGCACCAGCGCCGGCGCCGGUUAUUCCGGCAGCGGCGACAGAACAGCGAAAAAGGAAGUACAGUGUUCCUGGCAAGGUUCUUAUAAUUCUGCUACCUAUAAUGGCUGCCACAAACCUUAUUGUUUGGCUCUUUUUCUGGAGAAGGCACCAGGCACUAACAAAGAAAAAACAAGCAGAUUCGAAGGAUUCAGCUGAGGUAGACGAGGGCAUGCAAAGCAUAGAGUCAAUAGUAAUUGACAUUUCAACUUUGCGAGCUGCAACAGAGGAUUUUGCAGAGAGCAACAAACUUGGUGAAGGUGGAUUUGGCGUGGUGUACAAGGGUACUCUCCCAGACGGCUAUGAAAUAGCAGUGAAGAGAUUGUCCAAGAGCUCAAUCCAAGGGGUAGAGGAGCUGAAGAACGAACUAGCCUUGGUUGCAAAGCUGAAGCACAAGAACCUAGUUAGGCUUGUCGGCGUCUGCUUGGAGCAACAGGAGAGGCUGCUCAUCUACGAGUUUGUACCAAACAGAAGCCUUGACCUGAUCCUUUUCGACAAGGAGAAACGCGAGCAACUUGACUGGGAAAAGAGGUACAUGAUCAUAAACGGAAUCGCUCGUGGCCUGCAAUACCUCCAUGAAGAUUCUCACCUCAAAGUAGUACAUCGUGACCUCAAAGCAAGCAAUAUCUUACUAGACAUGAAGAUGAACCCGAAGAUCUCGGAUUUUGGCCUGGCCAAAAUUUUCGGAAGAGACCAAAUCCAGGGAGUGACGAGCCGUGUCCUCGGCACAUGUGGAUACAUGGCUCCCGAGUACGUCAUGUCUGGGAACUACUCUGUGAAAUCGGAUGUGUUCAGUUUCGGCGUCUUGGUUCUGGAAAUCCUGACGGGUAGGAAGAACAAUGACUCAUACCAGUCUCAGGAUCUCUUGACCACCAUAUGGGAGCAAUGGACGGCAGGAACGGUAUUGGAGAUGAUGCCAUCCGGCAUCAAGAGCAGCUCCACGGAGAGCGACGCGCUGAGGUGCAUCCAUGUAGGGCUUCUCUGCAUUCAGGGCGACCCAGCGGACCGGCCGAUGAUGUCCACGGUGGUCAUGAUGCUCGGCAGCAACACAUUCGCUCUCCAAGCUCCGUCCAGGCCGCCGUUCUACGCAACGAACGAAGGCGCGAGUUCAAGCACCACGGCAAGCCUGUCAAACUCGUCAAGCGCACAUCCGGUCCCAGAUAUUAUACCAAGUUCAUUUGCCAAUUAACAUACUAAAGAGGGUGUGUGCGGACGUACGAUCCUCUAAAAACUGUCGCCGGUACUUGUAUGAAUGUGAAUCAAUCUAUGCACAUGCUAGGGUUUUCUCUUUUUUUUUUCUUUUAGAAAAAGCAACAUAUCAUUUUAAUUUUGUGAAUCAAAA